This is a messenger RNA of Trichobilharzia szidati, 12861 nucleotides long. Lineage: Eukaryota; Metazoa; Platyhelminthes; Trematoda; Strigeidida; Schistosomatidae. The record is from the annotation of a GenBank genome assembly.
AGUAAACGAACAUUUAAAGUCAUUUGAUAUUUCCACCCGAGCGGCUUUUUCGAGAUCCUUUACGUGUCUUAAGUUUCCACAUUAGUUGGUUAGCAGUGACAUCACGCAUGUUAUGGGAAGAUGUGGAGCUACAAUUCAAAAUUGGUUCUUAGCAAUAGAAAAAGGCGAUCUGUCGCUGGUUCAAAAACUCUGGAAGGAUAUAAGUGAUAUAGAUGUCACGGAUACAUACAUCCUCAAUAAUAUUAAGCAUGAAAAUGUAACUGGGCUGAUUAUUGGUGCCCAUUUCGGUCACAAGGAUGUAGUUAGAUGGCUUUUAAAAAAUAAAGCAAAUGUUAACUGGGAAACUAAUCUGAAAUGGCGUCCGAUUCAUUUCGCCGCUAAACGUGGUCAUUGUGCCACGGUGGAUAUGCUUUGCAGCAGUGGAGCACUUGUUGAUCCAGUUACAAUGAAUAAUGAAACGCCUCUGUCGCUGGCUCUUCAGUCUCACAUGCGCGAUACUGUGCGCAAACUUGUACAUCUAGGAGCACAAGCAAACAAAAGUAACGAAAGUCUUGUCUAUCACUACGUUUGCCGUGGGAUGCUAGUACCGGAUAAUUCAUCACAAGCGCAACGUGAGAAUGUUGAUACUGCUCGUGAUGGGAGCUUACAGUUGCGAAAUCAAAGUCCACGAACCAAUUCAUCAUCAGUACCAGAUACCGGUUCUUCUCCAUCCUCAAAUGGUGAUACAACGGACUUUUCGAUUGCAGUUUUCGAUAGUCAAGUUAUAAUGAAUCAACUUCAGUGUCAGUCGACAAGUUACGACUUAGAACUUGCCAGACGAAAAAGAGAACUAAUCAGGCGCCUACCAUUCCUACCAUGUAUGUCACAACAUUCAGCUAAUCAAUUCCUGCAAUUGACUCAGCGCGCUUCCCGUGCAGAUUUACCCCUGGAAAAUCGUCUAUCUACAGUUUCUCAUCUCUUCAGUCUGCUUCCUAUUCUGUCUCCCAGCGAUACUCAUAGUGAUCUUUCCAGUAAGACUGCAUCGAUUGGCAUUAUCAUUGAACCAUAUUUGCGUCUUUUUGAGGCGUGCUUGUGUGAAUCUCAUUGCUCCCUAGAGUUGUGUGUUCAAUUAAGUAGGCUUGCUGUGCAUAUAGCAGCCUUAGGGGCAGGAAAACGUUUUGAUACCAAUGGAUCUGUUACUAGUGACGAAUUUUCUCCUAAAACAAACACCCCAUCUGCUCAUAUCAUUUCUUACAUUUUAAAGUUACUCAAGAGGCUGCUUCUCAAAGGAAAUACUCAGUAUAGAUCAGGCAUUCUUUCACAUAUUUCACGGAUCUUAUCAGAUUUAUGCUUACCAAUGAGUCAUAAAAGUAAUCAACCUAUUAGUGUUAUUUGUUCCUGGUGUGAUCUUUUACCAUUUGUUUCAAGCAUCAUUUCAAGUCUUAUUCGCUUAGGUGAAACUCUUGAUCAACCACUAAACGUACCACGUUUUGCACAACUUGUUGGUCUUAUUGCUCGAUGUUUGAUUAGCUCUCUUCCAAAAGCCAGCCAGAUUUCCCUGUCCUCGCGAAUUUCUGACCUUGCAGAUAUUCUUGUGGGCUGGAGUGUGGAUUCGUCUAGUGGCUCAAAAGAUGUAAAUGUAAGCCCUAUAUGUGACGAAAUUUACUUUGGCCUUUCACAUUGGUUUUUCCUACGUACAGAAGAUAAGCCUGAAGAAUCAAAGCAGUUUAUAUCGUUGCCGGUUGUAAAUGAAAAUAUUCGAGAAAUGGUUACUCACUUAUUGGAAGAUAGCGAAAAUUCACUGAAUGCAGCUAUUUCAGAAAGCACCACUGUUAACAACAAACGUAGUCCUACAGUACCAGGAGGUGCGAUACCUUCAUCUGACCCAAACGGUCAUUUUGUAUCUCUUCAACUCUUCCUCAAUGUUUUGUCUAGCAUAUUUGGAGGUAUCUGCAAUCGUAACUUUGCUUCAGAAGAUAUUGGUUUCGACCAUUUAAUGUCUGGUGACGUUUCACAAUGGAUUGAACGUCUGCUGCGCAUUGUCCAAUCAACAAACGCUUAUUAUACCUCAUUGUCAUCACAAAAACAAACUACUUCAUGGCACUCUUCUCAUACCCCGACUUGUGCUUUUCAUGUCCCAUUUAUUGUCCUGGAUGGAAUUCAGUCUUCAGUUUUCCAACUAUUAAGCUGUUUGGUACAAUUUUCUGACUGUUCAAAUGCUGAUAUUCUAGCCGUACAAAACUGCUUGAUAUCUAGUGUGAAUGUUGAAAGUUUGCUCUUUACUGAUUAUUCAUUGACUUCGUUACUUGAUCUCAUAUUCACUAUCCUGAAAGUGAAAUACUCCUCUACUUCAACCUCUGUAAUUCCUUCGUCGUUGUCAGUUUAUUUUGAUUCUCAUUCAAAACUGCAUCAUUUCAAAUUGUGCUGCAAAUCAGAUAGCAGGAGGACUGAUACACCAAGUCAGAAAAUUUUCCAAGUACUGUGUCAUUUAUCGUCUAUGAAUUCUCUUCAAAAAGCUGUUUGCGAAUUAGCAUUAUCUGAUCUUGAAUUGGCAACAAAUUCUCAGAAAGAUUUAGAUUUGUCUGUAUCUUCAAGCACUUGUAAUUUGGAAACCUUAUCAUUAUUCAGUUUAUCACUGUUAUCCAAAUUGAUGCGAAACAUGUCUUAUGAACUCAGAAAUGAAUUGCUUUGCCGUAUAUUUGAGAUUGUUCGAGUAAACUGUUUGAAGAACUGGUCUGUUGUUCCAACUCGUGUCAGAAUAAUCAUCCUGACAUUUUUGAAUAAUCCAUCACUACUUACAACAUUUCAAACAGUCAACAUUAUGGAUAUGUUAACCAGCUUUCUUUCUAUCAGGAAUAUUUCCAAUAUGGAGGGUUGCAUUCUUCUGAAUUUAAUCGACUACUUUUUCUCUGAAGGUAUCAUGUGUUCCGAUGAUAAGCUAACUUUAUUUACUCACCUCGUAGUAUUGUCAAAGCGUACACUUGUUUCACAAGUAGCUUUGGAUUCAUCUCGUCAAAAUGUUUUUAUCUUGUGCGCGAACGUAUUUGUGAAAUAUGCUCUCCCAUACAUCAAGAAGGGUGAUGCAAAACUUGCUUCUUAUCUCUUACACUUAGCACAAAUCUCAUUAUCUUACCCAUGCUUGCAAGUUCAAAAAGUUGGUAACGAUUUAUUACUUCUAGUUGGAUCAUUUACUUCCAAUAAAGUCGAAUUUCCAUCAACCAACUUAUAUUCAGAAUUGCUCUGGAUUACCACUCGACGACCAGAUUAUUCGUCUACAGCUUUAUUAUCGUCAACUAGUCUUGGUUACACAGAUUGUAAUAAUAGUCCAGCGGCGAUGGUCACUUCUUUUCCUAGCCUUCCCGCUGUUGCAGGAAUUCUGGGCAUUUUAACAAGAGGAGCUCCUUAUACACAGAAAUCAGAAAGCAGUCGACUGAGAAUUCUAAAGAACCCAAAUGAUUGGAUCCGACGUUUGUCGCAUUUAAUUUCUCCGCUUCCAUCAGAUCGCAAACGUGACCUGUCAUUACUUCAGUGCACUAGUUUUAUGCAGCCGGUAUUAUGGCACACAGCAUGGGCAAUGGUCGAUUACAAAUUGAAGGUUGCUCCUUGGGCUAAUCCACUGAAAACAUUCUUCUCUCUUGAAGGAACUUUAAGAGCGUUUCUACGAUCAAAAGACACCAUCGAUUCUUGUAAUGGAAACUCGAAUUCAAUAGCACCUUUUUAUGUAGCUUCUUCUGAGGCGCUUGCUCAUCAGACAACCAAUCGACAGCUUAGUCAAAUUCAGUUGCUUAUGAGCUUUUUGGGGUAUCUUGAACGCAUUAUUUUCAAUGCCACUAGUGGUUUUGCGACUGCACUACCGCGUCCUUCAACAACUGCUGCUCUAUUUUUCACUGCAAAUGAAAAUACUUGUACCCAGUGGUACAAUCGAAUUCGAAAUAUUCUAAUUCUAAUAUCAAGUGACUUACCACUGGUAUCGAGAGCUGGUGUAGGACCAGCCAUUGAAGUCUUAUCUACUACUGUCUAUCACUCAUAUAGCUUGCUGAGGAUUGUCUCAAGUUACAAAACCCCGAAUGAUCGUGAUGUGUGGCUGAACACGUUGAGGCAGUAUGGUGGAUCAAGUGACAUAAUUAUUCAUUUAUCCAAAUCGCUUCAUAAAUUGGGAGCUUGGGAAGAAUUGGAGGCUUUAGCACAAUGGUUGGACGACCUCUUCACUCCACAACAGAAUCCAUUUUCCUGGCUUCAUGGUGUUUCUUUUUUAACUCGUGGAGAUUGGGAUCAAGGCAUUUUACAACUAACUGGUUAUCUGGAUUCCAACUUAUCCAAAAGUAAAGUAUUGGCUUCAGAAAAUUCUGCCACUAGCGAGACCAGUGAAAUUUCCAUUCAUGCAGCGUCCACAGUGUAUGUUACUGACGUCCUUCUUCAAAGUUAUCUUCUUGAAGGCAACUAUGAUGCUGCUGUGAAACUACGCAGUCGUGUAAAGCCGUAUUUCAAGGGAAAAUUACUGAAAGAAGAUUUCGCACUAAAGCUUACUUCAGCACGUCUUGACUGUAUGAAUAAAUUGUUCAAAUGGACUUCUUCAAAAGAUGUUAGUGUUAAUCGUGAUCCGUCUGAACUUUCGUCGCACAACUUUCUUCAAACGCACCUGAACAGUUUACUCAUCAAUGCUGCGUGUUCAUUGCGUCAAACUCAAGAUGUAUCCUCACCUAGGUGUUUUUCCGAAUUGAUUUCCAUAGUAAGACAAAGGUCAGCAACUGCAACCUCCCUUCCUUCCUUAAACAUGUUUGCUGAUUAUUAUUCUCAGUCCAAAACUGUUCUCAAUGAUGGCUUACAGGAUUGGUUGAUCAAGGCUCAGUUGUUGAUUACUGAAGAGACAAGCACUUCGUAUGAAAUAUCAGAUCCUUUGACCUACUCAUCAUGGAUGCACCUCGCAUCAUUAAAGGAGAAAGCCCACUCUACUUCUGAGCUUUCCGCUUGUCAAUGGGCAUGCUUGAAUAACUCUCCACAACUGGCGCAGCGUUUAAUUAUUAAGGCAGCUAAAUGUCUUACGCUGCUGGAACAUAACGUCUCUCAAGACAAAGGAAAAACGUCAUGUUUUGAUGAACUUUGUAAUGUGGUUUUGGCCAGUUCCAGCGAUAUCCUGUCUAAACUGUCACGAGUAGGUGCUUUGCAGUUCUAUUACUGCUUGGCUAAAACUCUGUGGCUAUCAUGCAGUGGAACAGAAGAAAAUGAAAAAGAUGGUAAAAUUAAAGCAAUCGCAAUGUUGGUAUCUGCUCUAAAAGAAACAUUAUUUCAAAAAGUGGAUUGUAGUAUGUUAAAAACUGCAACUCAGUGUAAUUUGGAAGCUGAAGUGGCUCUGUGUCUCUUCAAGUGGUUAGAAUCGCCGUCCGGUCCCGAUAAUGUCCCAUGGACUAAAAGGAUAUGUCAAGAUUUGACAAGUUCAAAUAUAUCUGAACAAAAGUCGCAAAGACUGUUAGCAAUUGCAUCAGACCUCGAUAUGUUCAGUCGUUUUGCUGAUGUUUCUUGGCCUAGUGGCAUUCCCGGUGUCAACGAGUGUGUUCAACCUACUACAACAUAUCCUCUCUCAGCGUCCACGUGGCCUAACCGCCUAUUAAUGAUGGCUACUCAUCUAAAUGCAAAUGGUUUAUCUGCAUCUGUUUGGCUAGAGAUGGCAAAUUGGUGCUAUGCUCGAGGUUGUAAAAAAAUUGAUGAGUUUCAGUCAGCUGCAAGAACGUAUAUUAAGGAUCUCAGCGAAAUGUCUCCAAGUCAUCCUGCUGUCCCUGUCCUGUUGAAAUUAGUGGAUUCAACAGAAUAUCCCGUAUUAACUAUGUUAACUGAAAAACUGUGCAUCGCAUCACGAGAAAACACAAACAAUGAUGAGAAAUCAGAUUCAUCUAUACCAGCACUAAUCAGUGCUUUAGCUACCUUUUUAGCUACUGAGGCUUGUAAUGAAGAUGAAAUGGAGGGUUGCAAACAUCACAACACAUUAAAUAUUCAUCUACAUCAAUUUUCUCUUCAUUGUCCUGAUGAUCAGUUAGAUGGACAGAUACAAGAAAAGUUCUGUUCACAUUUAGUCAGGAUUCUUCCGCAGUUGAAGAAGUCAAGCCUGACUUCAGAUUUAAUCCAACUUCUGCACCAACUAUUAGUUUCAAUAACAGAACGUCAACAUGCCUUGCAUAUGUCAGCAGCGCAAGCUUAUGCCACAUUUCUUAAUAUAGUGGAUCAGUCUGGUGUACCUGAAAAUUCGCUCUUCUAUAAGCCAAUCACCAAAUUAGAUAUCACAACAACUACUUUGAAAUUUCUGGAUUUGUUGUGCUCUCCGUCUCGUAAGCUCAGAGGCAUGAUUUCUGGUUUCCUAGAUCAAGCCAAUCCAGUACUACAGGAAUUCUAUCAAAGUCAUUCUUUGAGUGUAGAUAAGAGUGAACUUAAACAGACAAAAACAAUUACAUCCAGUUUAACACUAGGUGGUCCAACAAUCUGGGGCACCUGUUUACCUCAAGUUCUGAUUCAGUUAGGUUUACCGGAUGGCAUGAUUCGAAACUGUUUAGUUGCACUACUGAACCGACUUAUCGUUAUUGAUAUUGACAAUGUUAGUUCCAAAUGGAGUUCUCCGUCUUACCGUCUAGCAGCCCAACUUGUUUUUCCGGCUGUAGUUGCUGCUUCAAAUCCUGUUACCACAAAUACUGGACAAAAAAGCAAUUCUCCUUAUUUUACAAACAGUCCUGAUCAUACAAGUUCUGUAAGUGUAUCUAUCUUGAAGUCAAAAGUCGAUCCAUCUCAUUCAUUUUCACAAAUAGUAGCAGCUUUGAGAAAUUCAGGUUUAGGCGAUCUUGUUGAACGUGUAGAAAUUUUUACCUAUGAACUACAGCGUAUUACUGUUCUGUGGGAAGAAUUAUGGCUGGGUUCAUUAGUACAGCAUUUGGAUGAACUGUCAAAAAAGAUAAACAUUUUGGAGUCGGAACUGAAACGCACUGAACAAACAGAUGCAUACAAAAGUGCCAGCUAUUUGAAGGCAUUAUCUAAGCAUGUAUCCGAUGGACUUCUCUCAGAUGAAAACGAAAACGCAGUUUCACAAUCAAGUGAUGUAACCACGGAUGAUACCGUUGCUUCAUUGUCAGUGUAUGAUGCUGAAGAUAAGCUGGUGACACAUAAAGAGUUUUCAGAGGCUGUUGUUCUAGCGAAGUAUAUUGCUACACUUCAACCGACUCUUGAUUUGAUAUCACAGCUGAAUGCUUUAACCAUGCUCGUGAAACCUGAAACUCCCCAUGAAGAAUGGUUCCAAAAGACCUUUGCGCAUGCGAUUAACGAACUACAAGAAACCCUGUCACAUCCGGCAGAUCCUAAAGAUGUGAAAGAACCUAUUUUAAUUAUUCGUCGGCUCAUCCAGCAGCUUCAAACAUCACAUCAAUCAACAUUUUCUCAAAUUCAUACUGUCUUUCGUGGGGGAGGAGUCCCGGAUGCUGAUAUUAAAGUAUCAAAUAACAAUAUUGCUUACUUACAUCUUCGUCAGCUCAGUCCUCGACUUUCAAACAUGCAUUUCGAAAACUGUAUGAUUUCAUCAGAUAAACUAACCUGCGGCAUCCCACUGCCUGGCCAUUUUGGAAUAGAAGCAUCUCAUUUGGGUAAUAGCAUUACUAUUCUUCCAACGAAAACGCGUCCCAAGCGUUUACUACUUAGAGCACAGAACGGUCGUACGUACCCUUAUCUUUUAAAAGGUUUAGAAGAUUUACGCCUUGACGACCGUAUAAUGCGUUUGUUUGAGAUUACAAAUCUUGCUGCAGUUCAGUUGUCAUCACACGGUUCUGGUUCUUGUGAAAACAUGUUGGCUCGAACUUAUUCUGUUACUCCCUUAGGUGUACGCUCCGGUCUUUUGCAGAUGGUACAGGGCGCUGUUCCUCUUUACAGUCUCUAUAAAAAGUGGCAAAUAAGAACUAAUAAGCUAUCAUCUAAUAAUUCUUACGUGUCUUCAACAGCUGCAAUUCCAAGACCUGGUGAAUUGUUCCAUGCUCGCCUGAAAGAAUUGCUGCAUGCAUCCGGUCAGCAAUAUCAGUCCCAGUCUCGCUCACACUGGCCUUUGGAGACGUUACGAGAAGUCCUCACUUCUUUGGAAGCCGAAACGCCAGCAGACUUGUUAACUCGUGAGUUGUGGGCUUCUAAUCCGUCAUGUGCUAGUUGGUGGAGGGUUUCACGUGCGUUUGCUAAAUCAGCUGGAUUGCUUAGCAGUCUAGGAUAUUUAGUUGGUCUUGGUGAUCGGCAUCUCGAUAACCUUCUCAUCGAUUUAUCAACUGGACAUAUCGUGCACAUCGAUUAUAAUGUAUGCUUUGACAAGGGUAAAAGUUUGAAGGUGGCUGAAAGAGUUCCGUUUCGGUUGACAAGGAUUUUGAGACAUGCACUUGGACCUGCAGCCCAAGAUAAAUCAGUACGGGGAUCUUUCCGGUUUUCAGCAGAGAAUGGUUUACAAGCUGCUCGUCACAUAGUGGAUCCUUUACUAAUACAACUCAAGGCCUUUUUGAUAGACCCGUUAGUCGACUGGCAGAAUAAGAAACAUUCCACUAAUAAUUCUCAAGUUGUGACUGAUUUUAUCCACUUGUCUGCCUUUCAUGGUGGAGGGAGCACCAGCUCUAGGCAUUACCACUCAUUGUCAACUAACCGACGGCUGCGACGUGUUGAUUCAGAACUUCGUAUGUAUUCAGGUCUACUCACCUUACGACUUGUUGAACUUAGCCACAGUUCAUGUUUGGAUUCAGUAUUUUCUGUUCUGGACUCCCUUAUUUCGCGCUUAGCUGUGUGGACGGAACUAACAAAGGCUCGUCAGCAUGCAUCACUUCUGAAUGAUCGUUACAUAACUUUGCAAAAUGCUUCUCGUGAUGAUUUAUUAUCUUCUGAGCGUCACUGUCAACAAGUGGAACAGAGUGAGCGAAAAGUUGAAGAAUUGUAUGAAAAACUUUCUACGCAAAAUAAUUUUUGGAUGGCUGAAAUCUUAUCACACUUUCAGAAUUUUAGUCUGCUAACUGAUCCCGAAUGGUUGCCAUCUUUACUAGAAUCUAAUAAGGUGUCGGGUUCUCCACUCGUCACUGCUUUAUCAAACUAUCACUCAGUUGCUCGAAUUUAUCUUGGGAAUUCGGAGUUUACGCAUUCAAUGGCUUUAUGGUUGGAGGAAAUAAAGCAGUUCCACUCACAAAUGGAAAGUUUAAUUCAGUCAUCACACAGUGACAUUGACUCUCUAGUGACUUUCAUCUCAUCGAACACACCGCAAUUUAGUAGUCACUUUGAUUCAAAACUAGCUUCUUUACUGGAACAAGCAACCAAAAACAGUUUUGAUGAUUUAUGUGAAUUACGCAAACUUAAAGAUGAAAAUAUAAGUGCGUAUCGUGGUUAUUUGAAUUCGGAUAGCGUUACCCAUGAAGUCGAUAAUUUGAAUUUAUUCAUCUGUGAUCAAGGUGCUGCUGGAGUAACUGCCUACAGCUGGGCCUUAUUGGACUAUGUUUUGAGUAUCGCAAGCAAUUCACUUGCUCUUGAGGUCGAGUUUAACGAAUGGAGUGAAACCAGUAGCUGCCAAAGUGUUAGAAGUAACUUAAAAGCUCUUCCGCUAGAUCCACUCAGUACCUAUGCAGACUGCUUAGUAAAUUUAUUCACCGUUCUUGGUCACCAGCCUACUGGCGUAUGGAACUUCAGUGCCGGUUAUGAAGCAGACGUAAGAAGAGAACUAUCGUUUCUUUUAGCUGUCAAAGAUUCCGUUUCUUGUAUAAGUCAGUUGCAUGCUAAUCUAACAAGACUACUCGUUCCUGAAGCCAUGACGACCCUUAUAACAGCAAAAGUUCCCAUGGUGAGCGAUUUCUGCAGGUUCGUUAUGCGUCACAUAAACGAGUCAGAUACAAGUAAUCUCAAAAAACUCGUAGAUGAUUUCAUUCUAAAAGAUCCAGUUCCAGAUAACCAAGGUGAUUUGCAAGUGCAUCAUGUUCUUGUUGCCGUUCAUCUUGCUCUCACAAACGCCACUGCUCAAAUGGAAGAGAUAGCUGAACGAGUUCGUUCAUGUACCAUUACAGCCUUGCCAUGGUACUAUGUUGAUAUUAUUUCUCAAGUUACCAAUGUUCUUGUGCCAAAGAGUUUAGAAGGUGCGACAUCUUUGUGGAAAUGGGAGUUUAGUAGAUCGAACCGACUAUCAGUAGGAGUUACGCCCUGUUCAUGGACUGACGAAAUAUAUACUUCUGGGAUGAUUGCAUUUGUUUCCAUACUUGAGGAAGGACUAAUCCACUGGCAUGCAAUACAUCAUGGUUCUGUAACUAAGGUCAGCGAUUUGAAUUUACAACCGUUCAAUGAUCCAAUAAAUUCUUUCAUUGGUCGUUUGUCAUCCCGUAUUGCACUAGCAAGCAUGGUUGGAUUAGCAUCCGGCCGUCUUUUCUGUGCACUUGUAGAAAAUACAGGACUAUCUAUUCGCAGGCUGCUAGCUGAAAAUGAGCCACCAAAUAAAGCAGGCGGUAUGCCAGAUGUGUUAAGCUUAUCUGCAGAAAAGAUAAUUGAAAGUGUUAAUGUACACAUGUCAAUUACUCAGCCAGUCAAUGUGCAGCAUCUCAGGGGCCCCGCAGCUAACCUCAUUCAUCGACUCGUUACUCGUUCAGGUCAAGAAAGUCAGUUUUCAGUUGAUGUGGCCGCACUCGAAGCAGCAGAACAACAUUACAAACAUCUUCGUUUGUUCAUGUCAGCUUACAAUUGGAGGCAUAUGACGCAAGAAGAUGAGAAGUCGGCGCUUUACCAACAUGAGCCAUGCUUUUCUUUAGCAAAUGUUCUUGAUUCAAUUAGAGAUGCCGCAAAAUCAGAAAGUGUAUCCACUGAAGGGGUGUCCGGAGUUUCGGUGGAUUCAAUCGCUUUCUCUAUCUGUUACAUUGAAACAUGUAGAGUCAACGGUCUUAGCAAAUGUCCUUCAUUCUUAAAAUGCAUGGAUUUGGUCAGUGAACUAAAGCAAACAAAAGAACAGAAAGAAAAACUUACAUCGGAGUUUAGUGAAUUGGAUAGGGUUGUUUGUACAAUCAAGGAUGCCUAUGCAUUAGAUUGGCCCAUACUCAACUGGUUUCCUUCAUCUGCAUUCAAUGACACAAAUAUGAAAUCCGAUUUGUUUGAUCGUUUUAAAGGUGAUCUUGAUUCAGCUGAGUUUGCAGUCAAAAAAUUACAACAGCGUCUGACGCUUAUAAAACAAGAAUUCAUCGAUAUGUGUUCGAAAUCGGAUUCAGCGAAUGAGGAUAACGUUAACAAUUCAUCAUUGCCUGUUGUAAAAUCAAAACGAGCCAGUCGUAACUUACAUCAUUCAAAGUCAAAAAAACUGUCUGUUGUACAGCCCUCAGUUUCACCAUCUUUGAGUUCUGAUGUCUCAACGAAUUCUAAACAACUUACAAUACUAACGUCACUGCGAUCGCAUUUGAGUACAUUACAAAAAGAAAAAUUGUCUGACAUUCGGCAACUUGUUAAGUUUCUCAGCCGUUAUGAUUCUAUCCGAUCAUCUUUAUUGUCCCACAGCCAGGUGUUGGACAACGAAGCAUGCUCACUUGCAUCAAAUUGGAGCAUUUGGUUAGAUAAUCAUCAGAAUUGGACUACACUGGUCUUAAAUAUGCUAAAGAAUCUUUCAAAAUUAAUUGCGUCAUUUUCCGUAUCAUCGAAAAGUUCUGUUUCUGAGUCAGAAUCAGUCUGUGAAGGAAUGGAUGAGACGGAAUUUGCAAUGACUCUCAAUCAAGAAUGCGUACUUGUUAAGUAUAAGCUUAUAGGGGAAUUGAUUUUACCACUCUUGGUUGAAGUCAAUGAACAUGUUACUUCCAAUCCAUAUCUAUACAAUUCCCUUAAAGGUUUUUUGCAGAUGCUCAAUACGCACUUCAAAACUAUCGAGGAAACUUUCCUCAGUGAAAUUAAAGAGUUCGCAAUAGAAAAUGUACAGUCAGUAAAGACAGAAAAAGUAAAACAGAAGACUGUUUCGGGAAGGUCACUGAACAGGAUGGCUUUAUCUGUUUGGAAUCGAGUUUAUGAUCGUUUGCAUGGAUUUGAUUCGUUUCUUCCUAUGGCUGAUGUGAAUGAACCGAUGUCAAUAUACGCUCAAAUCGAUGCAUGCAUUCGUCAAGCCACUGAUGUUGAUAAUCUCGCUCUCAUGUAUGAAGGAUGGACAGCAUGGGUGUGAAAUUUGUUCAAGUAAAGUAGAAAUCUGCAUUGGUUUUGUCUGUCGAUUGACUUCUAAUCCUGCGAUCUCAAUGGUUCAUUGGUGAAUAGAUGGAUCGAGUAGGUACCUCUAGGUAGCUUGAGGAAAUCCUGUCCAUAAUAUCCAUCAUCUAUACGUGAGAACAUUGUCGACAUGCCAGUUUCUUUUGAUGAAUUGAUGUUCUAACAACGGAUCUAAAAUUGACUGUGAUGUGGAGCAUCAUUACUCACAACUUUAUCAAUACAUCCUAACCAAGGUCAACGUGGUUAAUAUCUCAGUAAAACAGUCGUUUUUAACAACCUGUGAAUUCACUGUAUUGUGAUUUCUGUCGCAUAGCAAUGCUAUUUUUAUUUCCUGGAUCAUUGAUUAAUCUCUUUUUUUGUUGUUAUGAUUAUGUAAUAUUAACUUGUUUCUCCUAAUAUUUAACUUCCUUUGUAUUGUCUUCGUGCAUAGUUUUAUCAACCUUGACGAAUGUUCAUGUUUUUUGUCUUUUACUUCUUCAUUUGGACGUACAAUAGAUUAUUCUAUUUUACUCUAUGAUGUUUACUCAGCUGCAUAUUUCGACAAGAAAAAUUAAUUAGGUGGUUGGAAUAUUGUCACUACUGUAAAAUAACACAGUUAUAUGUAAGUGUGAACUAGGAAUACAAGUCGCGUGGUGAUAGAUAAUCCAUCCGUUAUUUAUUAGCACAUUGAGGAGAAGUUAUACCCGG